Molecule: messenger RNA, 1315 nt
Organism: Odontomachus brunneus
Lineage: Eukaryota; Metazoa; Arthropoda; Insecta; Hymenoptera; Formicidae
Product: bolA-like protein 3
Exons: 4
Coding region: 335-658 (107 amino acids)
Source: RefSeq, a predicted model, not a curated record
ACUACUCAUUGCCUGAUGACAAUUGGCGAUUGACGAUUAGUUUUCAAUUAAUUAAAGCAAAGCUACUGAUUGUGUUGGUCUGAUUGCUUAAACUAAUCGCCAAUAGUUAAUUAGUAAGCGCCAGCUGUGUGUGAUUCAGGCUUCACCUAACCUAACCUAAUCCUAACCUAAUCCCAACUAUAACCUACACGCUCACGUGUCCAGGUUAGGUUCGUGGCGGUCAACUGCUCUUUUUGGCGAGUUUCUUUCGACGAAAAAAUUCAUCUGUUGACAACGAAUCUGUUUCAUCGAAGGAAAGAUAAAUCGACAGAAAUCAAUUACGAUUCAUCCGGCUAUGUUACAGCGUGUAUUCACGUCGAAUUCCCGCGGGAUAUCGCUACUAUCUCGACUGUGGAACGGACCUGGUAGUGUACUUGUAGGUAAGCAAGCUGAGCAAAAAAUGAUAUCCAUUCUGAGGAACAGGUUUCCUGAAGCGGUGCUGAUAGAAGUGACUGAUGUGUCAGGAGGAUGUGGUGCUAUGUUUGAUAUAAAUGUAGUCGCUCCAGAAUUCAAAGGACUAAACACUGUGAAACAGCAUCGAAUCAUUAAUGAGGUCCUGAAAGAAGAAAUCAAAGAUAUGCACGGUAUUCGAAUACGUACGAGUCUUCCACAACCAUAAAUUAUACCAUGAACAAUUGCGCUUGUGUCGUUAGUUUUACAGAAGUGACAACCAAUAUUGGUGUUCUUCACCUGAGCUGGAAAUCGAAACUGGAGAUCCAUGUAAUGUAUGUUUCAUCAUAAGAUAAUAAAUUUUAUAAGAUAUUAUAAAGGAAAACUUCAAAUCUAGUAUGUCUCAUUUUUUAUGGAAGGGAUGUGAUCAGUUUAUGUUAUAGCAUCAUAAUUCAACCACAAAAAGCGUUACUGUAAAGUCGAUUCAAAUACAUCAUGAAGAGCACAAUGCUAGUUAAUACUGCGAUAUUUUAAGAUUAGAGAAAGAUUUUAUCUAUAAUGGAAAAGGGAAAGAGGUAAGAGAACUUUAUGUUUAACAUAUGUUUUUAUAGCUAUGAGAAAGAGUGCACAUUCAGAAUGCUUUACCUUCAUUUCAGUAAUUUGCAUAGAAUAUAUUGCAUAUUAUAAUAUUUAUUAAAUAAUUAAUAUAUGUAUAGAACAUAUAUAAUACUAUGCAUAGGAAUUACUGUAAAUGUUAAUAAAAUAUAUUUGUAUGUGUCAUGUGAGUGAAAAUGCAUUAUAAGUGUAAACAUUAUGAAUAAUGUAAAAAGACCUGUACUAGUCAAAGGCAAAACUUAUGCCUUGGUUAAUAUAUGUAUUUUCAAUA